UUUAUUAAAAAGACAUGUUCAUUCAAAAGUAUUUUGUUUUUUAAAUAAUCUUCUUGCUUAAUGUUCGUUAAUAUUUAUUGAUAUGAAUGUUUUCAAUGCUACACGAACUCAUUAUUGCAAAUUUUUUGCCCGCCGAUCUUCAACAUUUCAAAUCAAAGGAGAGAAAUGCAAUUCAGAAAAACUGUCUUCUAAAGCUAUCAGAGGUUUAUUCUUAGAUUAUUUUAUUAAAGAAAAUAAUCACAAGUUUGUUGCUUCCAGUCCAGUAUUUUUAAACAAUGAUCCCUCUUUAUUGUUUGUUAACGCUGGAAUGAACCAGUUUAGAUCUGUGUUGCUGAACAAGACAUAUCCUGGCCACCCGUUCUACGGAUUGAAAAAAGCUGCUAACAGUCAAAAGUGUGUCAGGUUGAGUGGAAAACACAAUGAUUUAAAAGAUGUCGGCAUAGAUUUAUACCAUCAUACAUUCUUUGAAAUGCUUGGCAAUUGGUCAUUUGGUGAUUAUUCUAAACUGGAAGCUUGUAGAAUGGCAUGGCAUCUUUUAACAAGUAUUUAUGGCUUAAAUCCUGAAAAUCUCUAUGUUACUUACUUUGGAGGUGAUCCAGUUCUUGGUGUACUCCCAGACGAGGAAUGUAAAAAUGUUUGGUUGGAAAUUGGUGUGGACCCAAGACAUAUUCUUCCAUUUGGAGCUAAGGACAACUUUUGGGAAAUGGGAGAUAAAGGUCCAUGUGGUCCUUGUACAGAAAUCCAUUAUGAUUUCACUGGGACUGGUUUCCAAGAAGUUUCCCAGAAAAUUAACAAUGAUAAUCCGGAUGUAAUGGAAAUAUGGAACAUCGUUUUCAUUCAAUAUAAUAGAGAACAAGAUAAUGUUUUGAGAACAAUCCCUUCUUUAAACAUUGACACUGGUAUGGGAUUCGAGAGGUUAACAGCAGUACUGCAAGGAGUCCGCUCUAACUAUGACACAGAUAUAUUUAUUCCAAUUUUCAAAGCAAUUCAAAGUAAUUUUAAAGUUCGUCCCUACCUUGGUAAAACUGGAAAUUCAGAUUGUGAUGGUAUCGACACGGCUUAUCGUAUUCUUGCUGAUCAUUCGAGGAUGUUUAGCAUUGCUAUUGCUGAUGGCAUGUUUCCUGACAGUUUUGAUGCUGGGCAUGUGCUUAGAAAAAUCAUCAGAAGAGCUGCUUAUUCAGCGAACAGAGUCAUGAAAACCAAACCUGGAGCUUUGAGCUCUCUAGUUCCAUAUGUUGCUGAAUCAUUAGACUUUUUUCCAGAAGUUACGAAACAUAUUGAGGAGAUCAAAUAUGUUGUCAAUGAAGAAGAAAGAUUGUUUCACCAAACUAUCAACAAAGGACGGAAAGCUAGAAAUAAAAUGCUAUCUACUGGUGGUUUGAGUGUUUUGAAUGGCCAGGGAGUAUGGGAACUCCAGAAAGUCCAUGGUUUGGAAGAAAAUAUAGUUCAAGAUUUGGCAGGUGAAGUUAAUGUAACUAUUGAUUGGGAAGACUAUAAUAAAGUUUUGAAUGAAAAGCAUCAAAACAAUCAAAAGCGGAAAGAAGAAAAAAUUAGUAUGUUUUUUAAAAUUGCAGAACUGUUAAAAGAAUAUGGAGUUACGCACACAAAUGAUUCGUUUAAAUAUAACUACCUGACUAGUGAACAUGAGUUUGGUGUUGAGGGCAUUUCAUCAUCUGUUGCAGCUAUUGUAAAGAAUGGUGAAUUAGUUUCAUCUGCAAUUGAAGGUGAUGAAUGUAUAUUAGUUGCUGAUAAAAGUAACUUUUACUCUGAAGGUGGUGGCCAGAUUUCGGAUAUUGGGCUUAUAUCCAAUGAGAAUUUUCUGCUUGAAGUUAAGCAUGUCUCAUCAUUUCAAGGAUAUACUUUUCAUCAUGGUACUAUAUUAAAAGGCUCUAUAAAUCAAAGGGAUAACAUACAGAUGAAAGUUGAUAAAGAACAUAGAUUGUGCUGUAGUCAAAACCAUACUGCUACCCAUUUAAUCAAUACUGCAUUAAGAAAAAUUUUACCUUACACUGUGCAGAGAUCCUCAUAUGUUGGUCCAACAUAUUUAACCCUUGGAUUUAGUGCAAAAGCAAAACUGUCACCAAAGGAUCUUGAAGUAGUUGAAAAUUUUGUUAAUUCAGCAAUUCUCCAAAAACAUAUUGUGGAAAGGAACGAAAUAAUGUUUGAAGAACUUUUAAAUAUUCCAAAUGCUGUCCUCCUUCGUGGUGAAGAAUAUCCUGACAAUGUAUCAGUUAUUACUGUCGGAAAUAUUGGUCCAGAAUGUGUUUCUGUGGAACCCUGCUGCGGAACGCAUGUCCAUAAUACAUUUGACCUCAGUGAUUUUGUACUCAUUCCCUCCAAGUCUCAUGGUGGUUCAACCAAGCUCAUCAGUGCUGUGACAGGAAAGCAAGCUGACAUCAUCAGAAAGAAUUAUGUCAAUUUUGAGCAAGAAGCUCUUCCGUUGAAGGAAAAAGUUGACAGCACUCUCUCAGAGAUCAAUAUGCCUUUGAAUACAUAUCUGGAUUUGUUGAGAGAAGUUAGAGUUUUAUUAAAGAAAGUUCAGUCUAGUUAUGACAUACCCUUACUCAAACAAGAAGAAUGUGAAAAUUUGCUAGAAGAUUUAAAGCUGAAGCUUUAUGAUGUUGUUAAUAGUUCAUCUAAAACAGACUUAAAAAUGGGGCUGAUUUCUGGAACUGAAUGUAGCUCUACUGUUGCGGUUAAACUUCUGAAGUCAAGAAAUUUACCUGAAACUGAUGAUUCCUUCAAAUAUAAUUGUAAAAACGCAGGUGUUAAGUCAAUUUCUGCCAAGCUUUUAGCUUGCUUUGAGAACCAAGAGUCAGUUGAAAGCAUAGAAAGAGGAUUUCAAUGCCAGAUUGUGUUAGAUAGAACAAAUUUUUAUUCUGAAGAAGAUAAUCAAACCAGUGAUGAAGGUCACAUAUCUUGUAAUGAAUUUACAGUUAAGAUUCAUAAAGCUUAUAAAGUAGAUGGAUUUAUUUUCCAUGAUGGAUUUGUUGAGGAUGGCAAAGUUACUCCAAAUCAGGAUGUCAAGUUAAUUAUAAAUCAGGACCAUCGGUUAGCCUGUUCACAACACCAUUCAGCUCUGCACCUUCUCAACUCAGCUUUGAAAAAAGAGUUAUCCUACUUCUUCCCCUACAGUGCUCAGUGCGGCUCAAAAGAUCUUCAGCUUACAUUCACUACAAAAGGAACUAUAAGCGAUGGACAGCUACAAAGCAUAGAAAACUUUGUUAAUGAUUGCAUUUCUAAGGAUAUGCCUGUGAACAAAGGGUUAGUUCCUUUGAAAUCACUGAAAGAAAUUCCAAAUUACAAGACAUCAUUGGUAAAAGAAUGCAAAAACAUGGUUCCUAUUGUUUCUAUUGGAAAAGAAAAUUCUUUUAUAUCAGUUGAACCUUGUUGUGGAACACAUGUUUCCUCCACUGCUGAACUUGGCCGUUUUAUAAUCCUCUCACAUAAAUCAAAUAAAAAUAAGGAAAAAAUAAUCAGAGCUGUUUGUGGGAAACAAGCAGAAGUAGUUAAAUCAGAUGGUGAUGUUUAUAACAAGACCUUGCUUGAACUUGAAGAAUAUGCAUCGAAUUGUUUGAAAACCUCAAAAGUAUGUUACAUUGUGAAUAAUUUGGAACUUUGGGACUGUUUGCAAGAAUUAAAAUCUGCCAAAGUUCGCCAAGAGGAUGAAUUACCUCUCCUCUUAUUCCGAAGUCAUCAGGAUAUAUUGUCAGAAUUAACUAAAAGAAUAACUCAUGUUACAUCAGACUUUGUUCAAAAAGGAUUUGAAAAUAUGAAAUCUGAAAUGCCAGCUAUUUUGGAGAAGUUCAAAAAUAAGAGUUUUAUUGUUCACAUGCUGGAAUGUAGGGGAGACGGUAGGAAAAUAUUAAACUAUGCAAUUGAGAACUCCUCUGACAAACCCUGUAUUUAUUUCAUCAGAGAAGGCAAUCAAUCUGUGAUAUGCUCUUGCAGUGUUCCUAAGAAUUUAAUUAGUUCAACUUUUUCUGCCUUGCUGUGGAUAAAUCCUGUAGCAUCUCUACUGGAAGGCCGAGCUCGAACUCUCUUUAAAGAUCCUGAACUUUUUUAUUCUGUUGUGUCUAAAAGAUUAGAUAGAUUGGAUGAUGCAGUGAGUUUAGCAGAAAAGUUUGUGAGAAACAAUUUGAAAGGAAGAUAAUAGUUUAUCAAUGUUAUGUAGCCAAUGUAAAUAGUUUCACAAAUAAAGUAUUUUAUCUUA
Messenger RNA from Parasteatoda tepidariorum (common house spider), 4213 nucleotides. Its product is annotated as alanine--tRNA ligase, cytoplasmic. Gene Ontology annotation, molecular function: nucleic acid binding; aminoacyl-tRNA deacylase activity; alanine-tRNA ligase activity. Gene Ontology annotation, biological process: alanyl-tRNA aminoacylation. Gene Ontology annotation, cellular component: cytoplasm; mitochondrion. Lineage: Eukaryota; Metazoa; Arthropoda; Arachnida; Araneae; Theridiidae. The record is from RefSeq and is a predicted model, not a curated record.